Messenger RNA from Hemiscyllium ocellatum (epaulette shark), 1824 nucleotides. Its product is annotated as kynurenine 3-monooxygenase-like. The coding region runs from base 1 to 1824 and encodes 607 amino acids. Gene Ontology annotation, molecular function: NAD(P)H oxidase H2O2-forming activity; kynurenine 3-monooxygenase activity; FAD binding. The transcript has 17 exons. The record is from RefSeq and is a predicted model, not a curated record. Lineage: Eukaryota; Metazoa; Chordata; Chondrichthyes; Orectolobiformes; Hemiscylliidae. Gene Ontology annotation, biological process: quinolinate biosynthetic process; L-tryptophan catabolic process; NAD+ metabolic process. Gene Ontology annotation, cellular component: mitochondrial outer membrane.
AUGCAGAGGGACCUGGGUGUCCUUGUGCAUGAGUUACAGAGGGAUGGUCUGCAGGUGCAACAGGUUGGUGCUUUAAAUGCAUGUUUCUUCGCAAAGCGAGGUUUUCAAGUGGAACUUUAUGAAGCACGCAAAGAUAUUCGAACUGCAAAAGAUGCAAGGGGAAGAAGCAUCAAUCUUGCAUUAUCUUACAGAGGAAGGCAGGCUCUAAAAGCUAUUGGCAUGGAAGACCAAAUAGUGUCUAAGGGCAUUCCCAUGAAUGGGCGAAUGAUCCACUCCCUGUCAGGCAGCAAGUCUUCUAUUCCUUAUGGAACAAAAGGCCAGUAUAUCUUGUCAGUGGAUAGAGCAAAUUUAAACCAAGCAUUAUUAUUUGCUGCUAAUCAAUACCCAAACGUCAAGUUAAACUUUGAAAAGAAAUUGCAACACUACAGUGCUGAUAAGGGGAUUCUGACAUUUAUCAGGCCGGAUGGCUCGACUUGUGAAGUUUCUCCUGACCUUGUUGUUGGAUGUGAUGGAGCCUUUUCAACUACAAGAAAACAGUUUAUGCGACAAGUCAGGUUUGAUUACAGCCAUGUGUACAUCCCUCAUGGUUAUAUGGAGCUUACAAUACCCCCUAAAAAUGGUGAUUUUGCAAUGAAGCCUAAUUUUCUUCACAUAUGGCCUAGAAACACCUUCAUGAUGAUUGCUUUGCCCAAUUUGGACAAGUCAUUUACCUGUACUCUCUUCAUGCCUUUUGAAGAAUUUGAGAAGCUCACCACAGGAGAUGAAGUGCUUCAAUUUUUCAAGAAAUACUUUCCAGAUUCCAUAUCUCUAAUAGGAGUUGAGGCGUUGAUGCAGGAUUAUUUCCGUUUGCCAGCCCAGGCUAUGAUUUCAGUGAAGUGUUCCUCCUACCAUAUCGGGUCCAAGUGUGUGUUAAUGGGAGAUGCAGCACACGCUGUUGUUCCUUUUUAUGGCCAAGGCAUGAAUGCAGGCUUUGAAGAUUGUAUUGUCUUUGAUGAAUUAAUGGACAAGUUUCACAAUGAUAUCGGUAAGUGUCUUCCAGAGUUUUCAAUGUCGCGUGUACCAGAUUGCCAUGCUAUUGCUGAUCUGGCCAUGUACAACUAUGUGGAGAUGCGUAAGCAUGUGAACUCAAAAUGGUUUAUUUUCCGCAAAUAUGUGGAUAAUUUCCUCCAUUACUGUAUGCCAAGGACUGUUGUGCCUUUAUAUACCAUGGUGACUUUUACCAGGAUACAAUACCAUGAAGUGGUACAAAGGUCAAAACGGCAAAACAAGGUGCACAGGGAGAGCUCUGUGCUCAGUAGCCUAAAGGAAAAAGAUGACACAGUAACAUUACCUCAGUCUGACAUCCUGAGGAUCUGCAAAUCCUUUGAUGCCAGUCUGUAUGACACGAAGCCCACAGACAGCACAGCCUCCCAGUUAUUCUUCUUGUCUAUCAUGGAGGUCUUAGUUGACAGCAGGCGGGAGAGGCUAGAAAAGGCGUUAUCUUUGGAUGAGCUGACCAAGGUCCUUAAGAAAAGAGUUGAAGUAUGUGACUACAUGGAGUUGGCCAAAAUGCACUCUAGUCCUAUUGUUACUGAAGAAGGCUCUGAUGACAGAAAUAACAAAAAUCAUCAGAAGAUACCAAAUUGUGGGAAAGAUAAUGAGUUAUAUGAUCCUUUGGAACUCAUUGAUGAACUUUUAACUGAAGUUGUUCAGACAAUUAUCAAUACCAUGCUGUUUGUGAUGGGAGCAAUUGCAACAAUCACUGGAGUGGUCUUUCUUUUCAAGUAUUUUCCUCAGGAACUUAAUAUGAAGCAGCUGAAGAAUUGGAGUUUUAUCUUUAAGUAA